Molecule: messenger RNA, 2988 nt
Organism: Dimorphilus gyrociliatus
Lineage: Eukaryota; Metazoa; Annelida; Polychaeta; Dinophilidae
Source: the annotation of a GenBank genome assembly
GUGAAUAUUCAUAAGUCAUAGAAAAUGGCGGACGGUUGUUAACUUGUUAUUUGAUAGCUGAGAACAUUUCUCGUAAAUAAUUCAAAAAGCCUUUGCGAUUUUCCAGAUUUAAAAACUUAUAGGCAAUAGUCGCAAAAAUGCUCGUCCAAGAACCUGUUCAGGUUCUUCUUUGGAAUUGUUUGAACAACUAUGCUUAUAGAGACGCCAUAUUUAUCGCGGAGAGGUUGAACGCUGAAGUAUUUAAUGAAGAAAGUCAUUACCUCUUGGCAACUUGCUACUAUAGAUCGGGUCAACAUGGUAGAGCCUACCACUUUUUAAAAGAUGCCAAAUUUAAUUCUCCAAGAAUGAGAUAUUUAAAAGCGGAAUGCUGCUAUUCUCUCAAAUUAUACAAAGAAGUGGAAGAGGCUCUAUUUGAAAAAUCCUCAUCGAGAAUCGGUGGAUUAGACAUAAAUAGCGAUAUGUUCAAUGAAUUUCAGGAAGUAGACUGUUAUGCUAUGAACUUAUUGGCUCAGGCUUACAUAAAGACGAGUGCCUCCGAUAAAGCAGUGAAAUUAUUUCGUAUGUCCUUGAAGAAAAAUCCAUUUUUAUAUUCGGCUAUUGAGAAUUUGUGUCAUUUAGCCGCAUUUAAAACGGACAUAGAAGAUAUUUUCAAGGUGAACUCAGUUAAUGAUUUGGCUGCGAAUUUAUUCCAGAAACCACCGAAUUCCGUUUGUGCAACUGAUGCAAGUAGUUUGUUCUCAACGUUUUCAACCAAUAAAAAAGAGAGUGAACAGAUUAUUAAACCUAUGGUACCUCGAAGCCGUCCAACCGAAACGACAAACCAUCCAAAUAUAGAACAACGAUGCUUGAGAAGUCGCAAGAGCAACUCAAGAUCAACACCCAACACUACCCUACAUUCAUCGGUACCUCCGCCUCCGCCUAGAAAGCAAACUGUUCGACGGAAUGCUUUACAUAUAGAUAAAACCGAUCAAUUAAAGACUCCUAAACAAGUUGUAGAUUUCGAAAAAUUUUUAGAACUGGAAAGACCUAAACCAACUUUUGGCCAUUUACCUUUAGAAUUAACGCCUAGUCCUUGUGGUCCUAGUCAGGCGUUUAUAACGCCACCCGUGGGCGUUGCUCUUAUGGAAAAAUCUCCUAUAAUUGCAAACGAUGCUAUUGGACAGAGAAGGACCAGAAAGAAGUUAUUGGUAGAAAAAUCACCACAAAGAACAAUAAAUCAAAAUAUCGAUGAGAAAAAGAUGGAUUUGGAUCACAAUAACGAUUGUAUUAUGCAACAAGAAACAAUGCCUUUAAGAAGAUCCAGUCGCUUAUUAAAUCCAGUUAACAACAAUGUCAUAAAUGAGAAUACUAAAUCAAUUAAUAAGAAAUCGUCUCGAAUAAAUACUAGAAAAUUAAAGAACACUGUCAGUAGCCUUUCAUCAAAUACGACUAAAAACGAACAUAGUACAACAAUAAAGCCUCUGAGAGAUACCAUCGAUAUUGUUAGAUCCAGAUCAAAUUCUCAAUUAUCAUCAUUUUCUGAAACAAACAUUGCUGAGUCAACCGAUGCCAUGAAUGCGGUUCAAAACCAUCUCAUUCAGUGGCAAAAGAAAGACUUAGAAAAUCUCUUGCAUCUAUUUAAGCAAGUAGCGUCCAUAAUCUUGUCAUUAGGACGUUAUAAACCUCAUGAUACUGUCAAGUUGAUUAAGAGUUUACCAGCACAUCAUCUAAAUACACCCUGGACAUAUUAUCAGUAUGGAAGGGCUCAUUAUCUUUUGGCAGAGUAUGACUUGUCUAGAGAAGCUUUCCAAAUUAUGCUCGAGUUUGAUAAAGUUUAUAUAGAUGGAAUUGAUAUUUAUAGUUCAGUUUUGUGGCAUUUAAAUAUGGAGCACACUCUAUCAUCGAUUUGUCAUUUUAUGGGUAAAUGGGCACCCGAAGCCAAGCAGACUUGGUUAGCUCAUGGUAAUUGUUUUAGCGUACAAAAAGAUCAUGCAACAGCAAUGAAAUUUUUUAGACGGGCAAAACAGAUCGAUGAGCAUUACUAUUAUGCUUAUACGCUAAUGGGACACGACUACAUGGUAACCGACGAAUUGGAGUCGGCUUUAGAAUCUUUUAGAAAAGCUUUGGAAAUUGAUUCUAAGCAUUUUUACGCUCGGUUUAGUAUUGGGUCUGUUUAUUAUAAACAAGAGAAAUUCACUGAAGCUGAAUUUGAGUAUCGGGAAGCUCUUAAAAUAUUUCCUACAUGCAUUUCUUUACUUUGUCAAUACGGAAUGACUUUACAUCAUCUACAUCGUUCAGAGGAGGCUCUACUUCAUUUAGAAAGAGGCAUUGAGCUAAAUCCGAAUCAUCCCUUAUGCAAAUAUCAUAAAGCCACUGUUCUAGUUGCGUUAAACCGAUUGGAUAGUGCGUUAGAACUUUUAGAAAAUCUCAAAAAUAUGGUACCAAAAGAAAGCGCAGUGUUCUAUUUAAUAAGCCACAUAUUUAAACAAAAGGACGAUUGUGUUAAAUCCGCAAUGUAUCUGAGUUGGGCUAACGAUUUGGAUCCCAAAGGAGCAGCCAGUUAUGUUAAAGAUUUGGCAGAUCGUAGGAAAUUUCAGGAUUUCACCAUUGAAGACUCAAAUGGUUUGGAUGAGCAUGAUGUUUUGGAUGGGGAGAGCCAAGUUUCAGACAUGGAAUCAGACGCUUCUUCUAUAGAGAUCGUUGGUCCGUUAGGUGAAGAUGAUGACGAGUUUGAUGAAGAAUAAAAAAAAAGAAGAAUGAUAUAUGUUUUUAUAUUAUUAAACUAAACUUCAAUCCGUAGGCUUGUUUUAAAAGUAUUUAUACAUUGGACAUACAUAACAUCUGCCUAUUUAUAAAUUGAAUUGAAAAGUAGAAUUAGUUUAAUUAUUGAAUAAACCGUAAGUCAUGAAAAUAGUAAUUACGUAAGAUGCCUCCAAGGAGGCAACAGCACCUUCCGUAUACUAUAACGAUACGUUCUAUUCCAACGAAAACUGGUAAAAGAGAAAGGGA